Molecule: messenger RNA, 1394 nt
Organism: Punica granatum (pomegranate)
Lineage: Eukaryota; Viridiplantae; Streptophyta; Magnoliopsida; Myrtales; Lythraceae
Source: RefSeq, a predicted model, not a curated record
UCAAGGAAAAUGGUGGACAUGGAAGAGAUGAGGAGUUUCGUCGACGUCUGGGCCUCUGCAGUUGCAUUGCUCUGUUACUGCUACGCCGUGGCAGCUUCCGUGCCAAAGGGCGCAGCUAGGCUCGCCUCCUUCCUGCCCGUUUUCUACCUCCUUGCCGUCCUUCCCCUUGGCCUCUCAUCUUUCCAUCUCGUCACGCCGUGCGCGUUCCUCCUCGCAUGGCUUUGCAACUUCAAGCUCCUCCUCUUUUCCUUCGGUACAGGACCUCUCUCUCGCUCCCCGAACUGCCUCCACUUUAUCCUGGUCGCAUCCUUACCCAUUGAUAUCAAACUAGUCGACGCUCCGCCUGUGGAACCAAGAUUAUUGGAAGCCCGGCCAUCUGAUCACCCGAUUAACUGGAAGCACAAUAAAAGCAGAUGCUCCGAAAGAUCGGGUUCGACUUCGCCUAAUCUCCAUAGGAUGGUUCUGCUGGCAGCCAAAGCAUUGGUUGUGGCUUUAGCCGUUCAUGCCUAUGACUACAAGCCCAGCCUACACCCCUACUUAGUCUGGGCCCUCCAUGGCGCCAUUUGGUUCUUCGGAAUAGAACUCGCACUAGCCGUCUAUGCAAUCCUGGGCUGGGCCAUUCUUGGACGGUCGGGACUCAAGCUGGACGCCCAGUUCAACGAGCCAUGCCUUUCGACCUCCCUGGAAGACUUCUGGGGCCGUAGGUGGAAUCUGACUGUCUCCCGAAUCUUCCGCCUGGCCAUCUACAAUCCAUUACGGAGUGUUUGUGUCCAGAUGCUGGGCCCUGACCUCGCUUGCUACCCUGCCACGAUCGCUACGUUCACCAUCUCUGGCUUGAUGCACGAGGCUAUGUGCUAUUACUUCAUCAGAGUAGCCCCAACAUGGGAGGUCACAGCAUUUUUUGUAAUCCAAGGAGGCUGUUUGGUCGUAGAGAAGGUGGCAAAGAAGCGGCUCGGGGACUCGUGGCAGCCCAACAGGGUUGUCUCCUGGUUCUUGACCCUGGGGCUCUUGGCUAUGACAGCAGUUCCGCUGCUCGGCCUCCCCUUGACCAGGAACGGCGUUGAUGAGAAGGGCAUCAGGGAAUGCCAUGCUGUAGCCAAUUUCAUUAAAGAGAAAGUUCGGCGACUCAUCUCUGCAUCGACAGGAUGAUCCCCAACUUAUGAAUUAAGCAGGACGAGGCGAAGCUAAAUCUUGUACAUAUGAAUCAGAACCACGGUAAGUGUAAGUAAUUGACACAAACACCACCACAUCGAACCCCUUCGUGAACACAUCAAACCCCUUCGUGCACCAGCAUUCCUGGAUCAGAGGACAAGAAACACAAUGAUAUUUUGAUGGAUUAACCCAUUGUAUCAUAGAAUUUUCUGACAUUUACACCAGAAGGUAUUAAUAAUGUU